This is a messenger RNA of Desarmillaria tabescens, 1043 nucleotides long. RefSeq lists its product as uncharacterized. Lineage: Eukaryota; Fungi; Basidiomycota; Agaricomycetes; Agaricales; Physalacriaceae. Bases 345 to 1043 code for a protein of 232 amino acids. The transcript has 8 exons. The record is from RefSeq and is a predicted model, not a curated record.
GCACAUCCGGUGCUCAGUAGAAGUGAAGGGUUCUACCUCACUCUCUGUCCCACCCACUCGAAUUACAGUUAUCUGUUACCGGACAAAACAAGGCUUUGAAGAGGAGACCGUCACCUAGGGAUCUGCCAACGUACAUUUCCGGCACUGCCUCACGUCCCGCGCACGCUUUACAUAUAUGCGACUAAGCCGUCUACAUUCGAGCCUCGAUAUCAAUGAUCUGUUGAAAACGCAGAGAUUCAGCUAUGUGAUUUCGUGAAUGCCCAACAGGACCCCGAGGACUGACUUCCUUCCCGUUUCUACCGCCGUGUAUCUCGCCAUCACGUGAAGCGUGAAGACCGAGAGGAAUGAAGUCGCUAUCCCAUCGUUUUGCAUCUAUGCAUUUCAGCACGUGGGCUGGACGAGACCCCGCGCCUGGAAGCCACGAGCAGAAGGGAGCAGGAGAGGAUCCAACUCGACGUUCAAGCGAAGAUGACCAGAUGGAGUGGAUGACACACUACACACUACGCAUGCGUAAUCGAGGCAUGGAUUCAUACCAGAUAUUCCGCUGGCCAUAUAAACGCGAAUUCCUUCCUUUCCGGCUGUAUUCGAAAUCUACUACUGAGAGCUCAGCCUUCUGUCCCGGCUCUCGUAAACCGAAAUGCAGUGCACGCAAUGAACUAUUUUCAGAUCACUCGUCCCAGUUCGACAUCCCUUUUUCGGCGCACGGGUUUUUACUUCACGACCAGUGGACGCCUUGGACAUAUGCGACCAGGCGAUCUACAUACGAGCGUCAAUCGCAGAGCUACGUGAUCCGGCGAACGCCCACCAGGACUCUGAGGGCUAUAGGCUGCACGAGGGUUGAUUCACAGCAUGUAUCUCGCCAGCGAUAUGCGCCCGUGGAGAAACGUCGUUUCACUUCGACGGCACACAUUUCAGUUCGAGACCUGGAUGAGAGCUUGUCACAAGCAGGAGGGAGCGGACGAACACAUUCGAGCGAAGAUGAUCGUCUGGCAUGGAUGACACUGAGGCUUGGAUUCAUGCCAGAGUGCCCGUUCGCGUCAUAG